AAAACCCAGUUCCAAAAAUUUCAAACCUUUCAUUUUUUACCCUACUGUUUUUGUUUCUUUAGUGUAAAUCAGUGGGGUUGUCUAUGUGUUUUCCCCCUUAACUUGAAAACUAUUCUCUGUCUCAUUUGACAGUCUUCUUCUUCAACACGGGAGAAAGGGAGAGAAAACGAAGAUAAGGCAGCGAUAUCCGGGGUGUUCUUUUUGUUUGGUUUUUAACAAAAGUUAAUUCUUGGGGUCCCCCCUCCUGUUUUCACAGCAAUAACCAAAGAAAAUGAAGGAAUCGGAGAAGAGCUUAGAUCCACAGCUAUGGCAUGCAUGUGUUGGAUCCAUGGUUCAAAUUCCGCCGUUGAACUCCAAAGUUUUCUACUUUCCUCAAGGCCAUGCCGAGCACUCACUCUCCGCCGUUGAUUUCCCGUCAUCUCCUCGCAUCCCAGCCCUUGUUCUUUGUCGAGUGGCUUCCCUCAAAUUCAUGGCGGAUACUGAAACAGAUGAAGCAUACGCUAGGAUCCUCCUCGUACCAUUGCCGGACACCGAGUUCGACCUCGAAGACGGUGCCGUUUUGGGCGUUGGCUCUAACGGGUCCGAUAAUGCGAAAAAGCCUGCUUCUUUCGCUAAGAUAUUAACUCAAUCCGAUGCGAACAAUGGCGGUGGUUUCUCAGUUCCGAGAUACUGCGCUGAAACCAUUUUCCCACCGUUGGAUUACACAGCCGACCCUCCUGUUCAAACCGUGAUAGCCAUGGAUGUCCAUGGCGAGACGUGGAAGUUCAGGCAUAUUUAUAGAGGGACUCCAAGGAGACAUCUUUUGACCACCGGGUGGAGCACGUUCGUGAACCACAAAAAACUCGUCGCCGGGGACUCGAUCGUGUUUUUGAGGUCGGAAAACGGAGAACUCCGCGUCGGGAUUAGGCGAGCGAAGCGUCCCGAAAAUGGAAACCGUGCAGGACCUAAUGGAGGGUUUCCAGCUUUGACCCGGAAUGAGAAUCCGGGUUGUGGUGGGAAGGGAAAACUGAGGGCGGAGGCCGUCGCCGAGGCGGUGACGCUCGCCUGCAGUGGUCAGCCUUUUGAGAUUGUUUAUUACCCGAGAGCAAGCACGCCGGAGUUUUGCGUCAAGGCGUGUUCGGUGAAGGCGGCAAUGAGGAUUCCUUGGUGUAGCGGUAUGAGGUUUAAGAUGCCUUUCGAGACGGAGGAUUCUUCGAGGAUUAGUUGGUUCAUCGGGACGGUGUCGUCUGUUCGAGUUGCUGAUCCCAUUCGAUGGCCUAAUUCACCGUGGCGGCUUCUCCAGGUAACAUGGGAUGAACCGGAUUUGCUGCAAAAUGUUAAGCGUGUGAGCCCCUGGUUGGUUGAAUUGGUAUCGAGUGUGCCUGCCAUCAACUUGUCGCCGUUCUCACCGCCGAGAAAGAAGUCGAGGCUUCCCCAACGCCUUGACUUUCCCCUUGAUGGACAAUUUCCGAUGUUGGCAUUUUCAAGCUAUUGCAAUCCCCGUGGGACCGGUAGUCCGUUAGUUUUAUCUGAUAAUGCUCCUGCAGGCAUACAGGGAGCCAGGCAUGCUCAAUUCGGUUCAUCUUUAUCCGAUCUCCAUCUUAAUAAUAAACUGCAGUCCGGACUGUUUCUGUCCAGUUUCCAGCGAUUCGACCCGCACUCUAGAAUUUCUGAUGGCAUCGAGAUGGCAAGGUGCCGUAAUAGUAACGAAAAUAUCUCUUGCUUGUUAACAAUGGGGAAUUCCAAUCCCAAGGAGAAAUCUGGUAAUGCCAAAAGGCACCAGUUUUUACUCUUUGGUCAGCCAAUACUUACCGAGCAGCAGCUCUCUCAUAGCUGUUCGGAUGAAGCUGCCUCGCAAGUUGUUAAUGGAAAGAGUUCAUUAGAUGGCAAUGCCGAAAAAAUGAAAGAUUCUUCCGAUGGUUUGCGGUCUUCUCUUGAGAAUCAAUUGUUGCCUCCCGAGAAGUCAUCUGCUGCUGGAUUUUGGUGGCACCAGGAUUAUAGAAGCAUGGAGACCGGCCUUGAAGUAGGCCAUUGCAAGGUAUUCUUGGAUUCGGAGGAUGUCGGACAAACUCUUGACCUCUCGGUUCUCGGCUCUUACGAAGAGCUAUACAGGAGAUUGGGUAACAUUUUCGGAAUAGAAAGAUUAGAGAUUUUGGGCCAUGUGCUGUAUCGAGAUGCAACAGGUGCUGUCAAACAAACCGGAGAUGAACCAUUCAGUGCAUUUAUGAAAACAGCCAAAAAAAUAACAAUAAGGAUGAAUUCAAGCAAUGAAACUGCUGGAAGGUCGUGGCUUACCGGGAUUCAAACUGCAGAUAAUGGACUAGAAGAGCCAAACAAAAGAGGCCCUUUGAGCGUAUAUGUGUGAUCCGGGAUCAUUGAAGAAUUUAUAGAACGAUACAAGGACUUGUUUAGCUCCUCUUUAGGGAUGUCUAAUAUCUGUAGGUAUUUGUGUUAAAAAAAACACUGAUGUUGAUGUGUUUUAAAACUACGUUUGUAAGGAAUUCUGUUGUGCUUUCAUAAUAAUGUAGCUGAAACUUUUCACUCUCGGACAGAAUUCAAGUUGCAGUGUCAGCUUAAAUUUUGUUUU
Hibiscus syriacus is the source of this 2566-nucleotide messenger RNA. Its product is annotated as auxin response factor 10-like. Gene Ontology annotation, molecular function: protein binding; DNA binding. The record is from RefSeq and is a predicted model, not a curated record. Gene Ontology annotation, biological process: regulation of DNA-templated transcription; response to hormone. Gene Ontology annotation, cellular component: nucleus. The transcript is spliced from 5 exons. Lineage: Eukaryota; Viridiplantae; Streptophyta; Magnoliopsida; Malvales; Malvaceae. The coding region runs from base 272 to 2344 and encodes 690 amino acids.